AUGAUGAGGAGGGCAUUUACAGAUAAAAAGCCAGUAACAACCUCCAAUCUUAUCCCACAAACAAAGCCAACAAAUUAUAUUUUAGUUAUUAUAAUACAUUCAGGAAUAUUUAGUCCGUUAGAAACUGGAUUAUAUUGUGUUUGUAAGAUUGACGAAAAGAAGUACAGGACAUUAACAAAAGUUGGGAAUAAACCUAUUUUUAAUGAACAGUGGACAGUUUCAGUUCCAGAAAAAACGAAUAUUUUACAGAUUGAAGUAUGUAAACAUAAUAAAUUAAAUCAAAAGCAUAUUCUUGGAAUUGUAAGAGUAUCAUUAAAACGAUUAGGAAUAAACCUAGAAACAACAGAGAAAUACACUGUUUUUUCUUAUUCUUCUGUUGAAGUUGGGAAAUUAAAUAUUACAUUUAAGAGGUUGUCAAGAGAAAAUGAGCAGAAUUUGAUAAUUGGCGAAGAGUCAAAGAAAUCAAGUGAAAAGUCAAGUGAAAAGUUUUCUCUUUUAACGUCAUCAAUCGAAGAACUUAAUUUAUCAUAUAAACCUCAAAAUGACUUAUCUUUAGAUCAUGUCCAUAGAAAAAAGUUUAUGCCACAACUUCCAUCAGCAAAGGAUAGAGAAACAAUUGAAGCGUGUGGAUUAUUUUCAGCAGUAUUUACUGUUACAGUAGGAGACAUUACAAAAGAUCUUCUUCAUUUUAUGAAAACAAGCAAUGCAACAUUUAGCAGUAUAGAACAAGUAGGACUAACAGGAGUUAUUACAAAUUGUUAUCCACCAAAUAAUGGAGGUAAAAUAGUUCCAUUAAAUAUUUGGAAUUUUUGUUUUGGAGAUGGGUUAAGAGUAAGUAGAACGAAUAAAAAUAUAAGUGUUGUUCCAUUUGUUAUGACAGAUGCUAUGGCUAAUACUAAAUAUGCGUGUUUCUUAAUUGCUUAUUUUAAAAUUGAAAAAGAAAUGAUUAAAAAAAUACAAGAAAUUAUUCCAAAAACACCUGAUGAAUUAUAUGCACCAUAUGCUGUUGGAGUAACAAGUGAUUUUCCAUUACAUACAUUUAUGAGAAAAUGGUUAAAGUCAUUGUAUGAAAUAAAUGUAGAAAAUGAUAUGAAAUUUACAGAUUAUUGUCAUCAAGUCAUUUUUAUGACUGGGAAACCAUCAUUUGGAAAUUUAUAUUCAUACGAUUUUGGACAAUUAGGAUUUAAAGUUGAAAUACAUUUACCUUGUUUAAAUGGAUUACCACCAAUACCUACAAGUAUCCUUCCAUUAUUUGAAAUGAUUGGAAUUGAUGGAGUACUUGCUGUAUGGCUAGCACUAUUAGAAGAAGAAAAAGUAAUAAUUACAAGCACAUCAAAAACUGGAUUAGUUUAUUCAAUAGAAAAUUUAAAAUCAUUGUUAUUUCCAUUUGAAUGGUGUAAUAUUUGUAUUGACUCAUUACCUUAUUCAUUAAUUGAUUAUGUAAGUUCUCCAAUGACAUAUUUAAUGGGAGUACCAUCAGAAUAUAAAGAAGAUGUAGAAAAAAUUAUUAAAAAUGAAGAAGUAGUAUAUGUUGAUUUAGAUAGUGGAGUAGUAAAAUCAAAAGGAAUAAUAAGAGAAGUACCAAAAUUAAUAAAUACAGUAUAUCAUGAACUUAAAGAUGUUUUUAAUAAAAGAGAAUAUUCAAGUGGAAAUAUUAAUUCAGACAUAUUUGAUGAAAAGUAUUAUUUACAUAAAAGUGAAGAAUUUAAUUGUUCAGUUAGAAUUAUAUUAUUUAAAUUUAUUAAUAUUAUGUUAAAUGAAUAUAGAGAUUAUAUUGGAUAUACUUGGAUUGCAGAUAAAGAGUCUGUAGUUUUUUCAUCAGAAGAAUUUAUUUAUAAUCAACCAUCAGAUAGAAGAGACUUCUUGAAAGCAUUGUUUGAGUCUCAACAUUUUUCAUUCUUCCUUCAAAAUUUCCCAAAAAGACAUGACCAUAUAUUUGAAGAUUGGCAAAUAAAUAAUAUUUAUUUAAUUAAUACUAAUGAACUUAUUCAAAUGUAUUCAAAAGAAUAUCAUCCUAUUACUUCAAUUAUUCAAACAUCAACAGAAAAAAGUCUUGAAGUAUCUCCAAUUAAUACAUUGGUAUUGGAUUGUGGGAAACUUAAAUCAUUAAGAGUAAGAAACACUGUAGUUAAUUCACAAUUAGAACCAAAAAUGUAUCAUAAUCAUUUAGAAGGAUUAAAAAAACAAAGAGUAAAAGAAGUAUUUAAUAAUGAUAUAAUACAAUUUAGUGAUAUUCAAAUUGGAAUAUUGUUGAAGGAAGAAAAAUAUUUACACAACGAUUAA
Entamoeba dispar SAW760 is the source of this 2283-nucleotide messenger RNA. RefSeq lists its product as uncharacterized. Gene Ontology annotation, biological process: regulation of Rab protein signal transduction. The record is from RefSeq and is a predicted model, not a curated record. NCBI's taxonomy places the organism in Eukaryota, Evosea, Mastigamoebida, Endamoebidae. Gene Ontology annotation, cellular component: cytoplasmic vesicle. The coding region runs from base 1 to 2283 and encodes 760 amino acids. The transcript is spliced from 2 exons.